GUUUCUGAUAGUAAAAAAUAAUAUAAAAAUCAAAAGCAGGAGAGAAACUAUAGAAAAGUAGAAGAACGUUUCGGGAAAAAGAGACUUUUUACCUUGCUGAAGAUAUUUUUUCUACACGUUUUUAUCCAGCAAAUUUUAACAUUUUUUUGUUUUAAUUUUAAACUUUCUUAUGUUAAAAUACUAUUAAAUUUAUUAUUCAGAGAUUUGAUUUAGAAACCAUUACUAAUGAUGCUCUAAGCUUAUAUGAAUGAACCAUAUAUGGAUUUCAAGAAGAAUAUGACUAUCACAAGAAAACUCACGUCUUCGUACGGUGAUUUAUUUAUCUAUUAACAUCUAAAGGGCACUUGAUAAGUAUCAUCUGAAAUAUAUGGCUUCAACUUUUUAAACCAUCACGUAUAUAUAAACCAAUAAAUAUCACACAUAUAAACAAGGAAAUUUUUAAACUUGAUUUUUUACAAAAAAAAAAAUAUUUACAGUUGAUCCACGUACAUGUAAUACUGUGAAGAAAAUAUAAUAUAUAUACUCUCAAUUGGGAAAUAGCUAGCAAGAGGAGUUACAAAACACUCGUUCUUCUUACAUCAGAUAAUUUACGGCUUUACUACCAGUUAGAGAUAUAUCGGGUUGUCUUCAGGUGCUUUCUUGAACCAAUUUCUACACUUGCUCGUUUUGUAAACACGAAGUAACUGAAAUUGUAACAAUGUAUGUUGACGUGUUUUUAAUGGUCCGAUGAGAUUUCAGUUUUUUUUUUUUGUCUUUUCCUUACGAUGAGCAUUAAGUUUUGGUCGGUGCUUUUUCCUUUUCGUGAUGUAAAGUAGUUUUAUAUGAUUAUGUUUUGGUUGUUACUAAAAAGGUGACGAUUUUUGUAGAAGUUAAACACGGAUUCCAUUUUGACAAGUGAAUAUAGAUAUCUGCUUGCUCAAUUGUGUGGACGCCAAUUUGUGAUUCCUAGAAAAUAAGAGUUUACAAAUAAAAUUACAUUUAGCUGUGAAGAGUGUCGGAGUGAUUAUGUUGGCUAUAAACGGACGAUAUAAACAAAGUAUUCGUUAUUCUAGUUCGCUGUGCAGAUAUUUCUAUGCUGUAAUAUGUACCAUUUACAAGUUUCAUAGUUGCCGUUCAAAAUAUGCCUUAUCUACAACAGAGCAUCUAUCUCAGUCAACUUUUUACAAUCUCUUGUAAAGGUCUAACCAAACUUGAUCAUUUAAAAAUAAAAGUUAAGGAUUUGAUAGAUAAAAUUACUAUAGUCUAUGCAUAUAUUAGAUAGAUAUAUGAUUUUAGCAAGACCCAGCCCAUUAUAAUUUGAAAUGCUAAAUAUGAGUAGAUGGGUCAUUAAGAAAUGCUAACCUAGUACGGCUAUCUCAGCCCAUAUCCUACCCAAUAGAACAAUAGGCUCAUUGAAUAAAUCCGUCCGUAACACUGGCCCAUUUUCAACAUGAGCUGUCUUAGACUUGGAGAUUGUUGUCGUUGUUGACUUAGGGGAAGGUAGGACCCGCGUCUGAGUUAAAGGAUUCUUUAAGCACGUGAAUCACGCGGUCCCCGCUUUUUGCUAUGUUUUUCCCACCACCGCCAUAUAUUAUAACCCACUCGUGACUCCAUUUUCCAUAACCAAACCAAGUUGUUGUUACUCGCUUUUGCAUACGAGAAUUUCAUGACCCUAGUUUAGUUGUUGAUGAUAUUGUGACAAUGUAUGUCAAUAGUGAAACCUCUAUUUACAGAGUGUUUUAGUUUGUGUUGUGCGAGAUGAUGAAAAAAUUUAAUACACAAAGAAGUGCAGGCAAAAAUUGAAAAAAAGAAGAAAGUGGAGGCGUUAUUUUGGAAAAUAAAAGAUCCAAGAAAAUUAAAUGCAUCUCACGUUCUUCUCAUUCUUGGUCAUCGCCUUGAUCCACGUAAAUAUCACAUGGUUUUCACGCCUGUUGCCGAAUUCUUAAAGCCUCUAUAUUAAAUCGACUUGUCUUUUUCAUAUUAUUGGUUUUUAAUUAACUACUAUUAUACCUCCAUAAUAACUCAAACGGAGAAGACGUCGCAUUUUCUAUAAGUUAUAAAAAAAAAACUCAGUAGUUGCUCGCAUUGCCUGUUCACGUCUCUUGCGUAAGCCUAGUCGACCUUAAACUCAGUAGUUAUAUAAACGUGAAAAAUGGAUUAUAUGAAAACGUAUAAUUUGACAUUCAAAAUAAAUAAAUGUAAAGCCUAGUAUGAAUAACGUGAAUAGGGUUGGGUCAAUGUUUCAGAUGAUUAUUGACCACCGGACUUGCUUUGAGUAGAUGUAAAAGCAAAAUUACUAAUUUUGGGGGUUGUGUUUCCAUUUUUGCAUUCAGAUGUAAUAGGAUAUGAUGUGCUGGAAUAGAGAAUCUAAUCAAGGGUGUCAGAUACAGGUUUAGAUCUAUAUACGGUUUUGAGAGAUAGAUCUGAUUAUCAAAUAAUCAAAAACCCUUAUUUUUGAAUAUGUACAGUAUUUGUUUCAUACAGUCAAAGACAGGAGACAAAGACACAAAACCGUAGCUCGCUCGACCAGACCCGGUUUAGUUUAAAACUAUACUAGGUGGUUAAGAUGUAACCGUAGUUAAGUUGCAAAGUCAUGUUUUCCUAAAUAGAGAGAAGUAAAUAAAAAAAAAAGAGAGAGAAGGAAGAACAUGCGUUAUUUCUCUCUCUCUCUCUAACUCUUAUUUGCUUCAAUUCAAUUCAAUUAAGAGGACACGGCGACGAAAGAGAGGAAGAAGGAAAUUUGAUGAAAUCAAAUCUCCUUAAAUCAGAAUUUAUUGGACAAGAUCUGAGAUCUCUAGUGUUGUUCCAUGCAGCAAAGCCUGUUGGUUUCUCUACGGAUUUGACCAACAACACUCUGUUUCUUCUCGAGAAAGAUCUCUGCUUUUCUUGUUGAAAUCAAACAAAGCUUCGGUUUUUAUCAAAUUAGAGAGAUGAGUAAUAAUAAUAAUAAUAAUAAUAGCAGCAGCGUGUGGAACGAAGACGACAAAGCGAUUGUUGCAUCCCUGCUCGGCAAAAAGGCUCUCGAUUACUUGCUCUCCAACUCCGUUCCAAACGCUAACCUCCUGAUGACGGUCGGAAGCGACGACAAUCUCCAGAACAAGCUCUCGGAUCUCGUGGAGACCCCAAACUCCUCCAACUUCUCCUGGAACUACGCCAUUUUCUGGCAGGUCUCUCGGUCAAAGUCCGGAGAUUUGGUCCUCUGCUGGGGCGACGGCUCCUGCAGAGAGCCUAAGGACGGAGAGAGGUCGGAGAUGAUGAGGAUGCUUUCCAUGGGGAGAGAAGAGGAAACCCACCAGACUCUGCGGAAGAGAGUGCUCCAAAAGCUUCACGCUUUGUUCGGUGGGUUGGAUGAUGAAGAAGAUAGCUGCGCUUUGGUGCUUGAUAGAGUUACGGACACUGAGAUGUUUCUUUUGGCUUCAAUGUACUUCUCUUUCCCUCGCGGUCAAGGCGGCCCUGGCAAGUGUUUCCACUCCUCCCAGCCGGUUUGGUUAUCCGAUUUGGUUAAUUCCGGUUCUGAUUACUGCGUUAGAUCGUUUCUGGCUAAGUCUGCUGGGAUACAGACUGUUGUUUUGGUUCCUACUGAUAUUGGCGUUGUUGAGUUGGGGUCUACUUCUUGUUUGCCUCACAGUGAUGAGUCAUUGUCUUCUAUUAGAUUGUCGUUUUCAAGUCCUCCUCCACCACCACCUCCUCCUCCGGUUAGAUUACCUGUUGUUGUGGCUAAUCAUAAUGAUGAUAACAGUUCCUCGAAGAUAUUCGGCAAGGAUCUGCACAGUUCUUCUGGUUUUCUUCAUCAGCAGCAACAUAGGCAGUUCAGAGAGAAGCUUACAGUUAGGAAAAUGGAUGAUAACAGAGUUCCCAAGAGAUUAGAUGGAAACAACAACAGGUUUAUGUUCUCUAAUCCCAUCACUACCAUGACUACUUCUACAUGGAUCCCUCCAGAAGCUCCGAGCAGGGAAGAUUUCAAGUUUCUCCCUUUGCAGCAAACAUCAUCAUCAUCUCACAGGCUGCUUCCUCCUGCUCAGAUGCAGAUUGAUUUCUCCGGCGCUAGUUCCAGGCCUUCUGACAAUAACUCAGACGGAGGAGGAGGAGGAGGAGGAGGAGGAGGUGAUUGGUCUGAUCUUGUUGGCGGUGUUGAUGAAUCUGGAGGCGACAACAGGCCGAGGAAACGAGGGAGGAGACCUGCCAACGGAAGAGCUGAAGCUCUGAACCACGUGGAAGCGGAGAGGCAACGGCGUGAGAAGCUUAACCAGAGGUUCUACGCACUGAGAUCAGUUGUUCCCAACAUUUCUAAGAUGGACAAAGCCUCCUUGUUGGGAGACGCUGUCUCUUACAUUAAUGAGCUUUACGCUAAGCUCAAGGUUAUGGAAGCUGAGAGGGAGAAGCUGGGCUAUAGCUCUAACCCUCUCAUCUGCUUGGAGCCGCCGGCCGUUAACGUUCAAACGGCGGGUGAAGAUGUGGCGGUGACGGUUAACUGUUCGUUGGAUUCUCAUCCGGCGUCGAGGAUCUUCCACGCGUUUGAAGAGGCUAAAGUAGAAGUGAUUAAUGCAAAACUGGAGGUUCCACAGGACGUAGUGUUGCAUACGUUUGUGAUCAAAUCUGAAGAGGUGACUAAAGAGAAGCUCAUCUCAGCUUUAUCUAGAGAGCAAUCCGGUUCUGUUCAGUCAAGAACAUCAUCAGGUAGAUAGCGCCUUUUGAGAAGACCAGAAGAAGAAGUUGCAAGUAAGUUUGUAGUCUGUAACAAUCCUCGAGGCUAGGAUUUUAGAAGUUUUUUUUUUUUAAUUUGUCAAAAAGUAGACAACUCGCUUUACAAAAAAAAAAUAGCAUCUAUUUAUUAUGUUGAAGAAGCCUUGGGACUUGCUUGAGAAUCUGUCUUUUGUUCUGAUUUUUUGGCCUCCUUAGAGAGAUAUGGAUUCUUCUUAGAGUGAGUUUAACUAAGUGAUUGUGCCACAGGUACAUCAACUUUUUAGCCAAA
Molecule: messenger RNA, 4951 nt
Organism: Brassica rapa (field mustard)
Lineage: Eukaryota; Viridiplantae; Streptophyta; Magnoliopsida; Brassicales; Brassicaceae
Product: transcription factor bHLH13
Biological process (GO): regulation of DNA-templated transcription
Cellular component (GO): nucleus
Molecular function (GO): protein dimerization activity; DNA-binding transcription factor activity; transcription cis-regulatory region binding
Source: RefSeq, a predicted model, not a curated record